Messenger RNA from Seriola aureovittata, 2131 nucleotides. RefSeq names its product ceramide-1-phosphate transfer protein (gene cptp). The transcript has 2 exons. Gene Ontology annotation, biological process: intermembrane lipid transfer; ceramide transport. The record is from RefSeq and is a predicted model, not a curated record. Gene Ontology annotation, molecular function: ceramide 1-phosphate transfer activity; ceramide 1-phosphate binding. Bases 213 to 869 code for a protein of 218 amino acids. Gene Ontology annotation, cellular component: membrane; cytosol; cytoplasm. NCBI's taxonomy places the organism in Eukaryota, Metazoa, Chordata, Actinopteri, Carangiformes, Carangidae.
AACAGUACCGACCUGUCGUUUCUCGUAGACGGAGGGAAAUGCAGAGUUUUCCUUUCACUUUUAAGUUUUCUUGCACGUAAUGUGUUCGGUCUUUGGUUGUUUACAUCUGAACUUACAUCCGUAGCGACAGCUGGUUUUGUUGGUGGCCGACACAUUCAUCUUCUCAUUCAUCUGUUGUCUGUUUUACGACAGUAUUUCCUCAUAGAGAAACCAUGGCUGAUUCUGAGGGAUCAGUAGAGCAGAAAUUCAGUUUACAGGAGGUGCUCGACACUUUCAAGCUGUGUCUGUCAGAAAAUAAAGAAGUCUACCUCCAACACUAUGUCGCUGGGUGGCGUGGGCUUGUAAAGUUUCUGAACAGCUUAGGGAGCGUCUUUGGCUUCAUUUCUAAAGAUGCUGUCAACAAGAUCCAGGUCCUGGUCAGCCACUUAAACGGCGAGAACGGGUCUCAGUACGUCACCGUCCAGUCUAUGGUAAAAUACGAGCUGGACAAUGAACUCGUGGACCUGACCAAGAGAGGCGGCCAUCCAGAGUCAGGCUGCCGUACUCUGCUCAGGCUCCACCGUGCGCUGAGGUGGCUGGAGCUUUUCCUGGAGCGCCUCCGCACCAGCACAGAGGACAGCAAGACAUCUGUCAUGUGUGCAGAUGCCUACAACGAGUCCCUCGCCCAGCAUCACCCUUGGGUGGUCCGUAAGGCUGCGGGCAUGGCGUUCUGCAUGCUCCCUGGGCGUCAGGCUUUCUUGGAAGUGAUGAAUGUGGGCCCCCCGGAGCAGGUGGUGGCCAUGCUGGGAGAAGCUCUGCCUCUAAUCUCUGAGGUGUACCAGAUCACAGAGGAACUUUACUCUCAACAUAACCUGCUUGAUUUACCAUAGAGAGCAGGAGGGGCUAUUAUUUCCCUAUCCAUACAUUACAUGAUGGAAUAUCUAUGUGUCCCUGAUGACAGGCUGUUAAGCUGGCUGCUACUCCUGUUUGGUGAUUUAUGGGUUGUGUAUUAUCUGGACAAUAUUGGGCACAAAUAAUCAAUCAUAAUUUCACUGACAUUAGUCUGUACCUACUGCAUUCCCAGUUUUUAAUAUAAAACUACUGUAAAUCAUAAUAUUGCAUGUUUGUCUUUACUGUUUAUCAUGUGCCUCAGAAUAAUCAUUUAGAUCCAUUUAUAUUGAAUUGAUAUAGGUGAAGAGAACUACAGUGGGACUCAGAAGUCUUUGCUCACUGCUAACAGCUGCUUGUUUUCAUUAUUUAUCCAAAGAAAUGAGACUAAGUUGAUACGUCUUAUUUCGGGCAGAAGUAAUUUUCUCAAGCUGCUUUUCAGGUUCUCAAAUGUAAGGAAUUUACUGCUAUUCUUGGUUUUCCAUGGUAGUGAAUCGUUUCAGUUUUGAGUUUUUUACCGAUUUGAUAAUCAGCCAAUUAGUUAAUAAUGAAAAUGAUUGUUAGUUGCAGCCCUAUUUAGAUCUGAUACCAAUGCUUGUAAGAAAUAAUGUAAUAAUAGGUCCAUUCAUUCAGGAUUCAUGGAGUGCAUUCUUUCAAAUAUUUACACACUUAUGCUCCUGUUUCACAGGGGAAUUGCUCCCAUCUAAUACUAAAUGAUAUUGGAUGAUGAUGUCAGAUAUUGAACAAUUCACCAUGGUCUUGAAUUUAAAACACAGAGAAAAUUCUAUCAGCGAACUGCAACUUAAACAGAAGAGUAACCGUUUGUAAAACAACUUCUCUAAUGACAAAUAUAGUCUAAAUGUGCCAAUUCCAAAAUAGUUUAAACAAAAAUGAAGCAAACUCUAACAUUAUGAAACAUAGGUGCUGAAACACAGAACCAUUGCUUUUUCUAAAUAAACCAAAUUAUAACAGGAAAAAUCGAAUCUUGCUUUAGAAACAUUUCUGGUAAAUUUUGAAACAAAAGUUCUUAUCAGUGGACUCAGAGUUGUUCCCACUGUAUAUGAUCUCAGUGCAAUUUUUCAUUUAAGAUAAAAUAUACUCAGUUUAUAGCUAAUGUUCAAGGUUUAAUUGAUUAUUAUUUUUUUAAGUUAAUGGUGUAUUGUUUUUUUUUAAGAAUGUACUGUACUGUAUAUUAUAUAUAUAUAUUACUCUGGAUUCCAACAGAACUCUUCCACACUUUAGCCUAAUAAACAUUUUCCACUUG